Anopheles marshallii is the source of this 1710-nucleotide messenger RNA. It is a transcript of the gene ArgRS-m, whose product is annotated as probable arginine--tRNA ligase, cytoplasmic. Lineage: Eukaryota; Metazoa; Arthropoda; Insecta; Diptera; Culicidae. The transcript has 3 exons. Gene Ontology annotation, biological process: mitochondrial translation; arginyl-tRNA aminoacylation. Gene Ontology annotation, cellular component: mitochondrion. Bases 1 to 1710 code for a protein of 569 amino acids. The record is from RefSeq and is a predicted model, not a curated record. Gene Ontology annotation, molecular function: arginine-tRNA ligase activity; ATP binding.
AUGGCUCAUGUUUAUCGUAAGCUUUUCGCUGAAAAGGUGUCGCGAAUAUGCGGAACGAACGUUCAAAUACCUAUGACGGCGCUAAACUUUACUUACCAAAAAAUGUCUCAAACGCCGGAGUUAAACCUCUCAGUGCACUGCUUAGGAAACAUUGCGGACCGAAUAUUCUCCUGCUCUAGUGAGAUAUGUGGCAUUGGGAAAUCAGAGCAUAUUAUCAACAUAUCGACAGAAUUACGAUCUGGGAAAAAGUGGUUGAAACUAUCGCUUGACAAAUUGAAGCUAAUACAAACGGUACUUGACCGAAAAUCAGUGCAUGAGGAAUAUAAUACUACCAAGAGUGAAACCAUGAUAGUAGAAUUUAGUUCACCCAACAUUGCAAAACCGUUUCAUGCUGGACAUCUAAGGUCAACUAUUGUAGGUAAUUUUCUGUCCAACGUAAAUGAAUUCCUUGGUAAUCGUGUUCUCAGGCUUAACUACCUUGGUGACUGGGGUACGCAGUUUGGAUAUUUAGCACUGGGAGUGCAACUAAAACAACUUUCACGGUCGGAUAUAAAUGAAAACCCGUUAAAGUGUCUCUAUGACGCAUACGUCUACGCGCACGAAGCAGUGCGUAACGAUCCAAACAUGCACGAAUUGGCCAUAAAUAUUUUUUCACGCAUGGAACAAGGCACCGCCGAUGAUCUACAUCAAUGGGAGGACUACCGCGCUUACACAGUGCAGGAAUUGGAAGAUAUUUAUCGAAGGCUAGGCGUGCGAUUCACCGGGUACGAGUGGGAAUCACAAUACGGAGUAAACAAAAUAGCAAAUGUGCUAGAAACACUGAAGCAUUGCGACAUACUGAAAGAUCAAACGGAUGGACGAAAGGUAGUGCAACUUCAGCAUCGAACUAUUCCCGUAGUGAAAAGCGAUGGUUCCGGCAUGUAUCUUUUGCGCGACAUUGCUGCCUUGAUGGAUCGCCACAAAAGGUUCGGUUUCCAGAAAUGUUUUUACGUGGUCGAAAAUGGUCAAACGGAUCAUUUUGCAUCGCUACGUGAGGUAGCACACCUUCUGCAAUUGCCUUAUGCUGGCGGCAUCGAACACAUCAAAUUUGGCCGAAUACACGGAAUGAGCACUAGGCGUGGAAAGGUUGUAUUUUUGAAAGAUAUUCUACACGAGGCGCAACUCUUGGUGCAGGAGAAACAACACGAGUCUCCAAACACCAAGACCAAUACAAUCGAUAAUCCCGAAAUUUGUGAUAUCCUGGGCACUAGUGCCGUCAUUAUCAAUGAUUUAAAACAACGCCGCAUGAAGGACUAUGAUUUUGAUUGGUCAAAAAUUCUCCGCAUGGAAGGUGAUUCGGGAAUUAAGUUGCAGUACACUCACUGUCGUUUGGUGAGCCUUCUAGAGAGACAAUCAUCAGCAGAGGAAUUAUUAUAUGUCGAAUGUGAUGGAUCAUCUUUGAAGGAACCAGAAGCACUAGAGCUAAUAUGUCAGCUGGCCAAUUUUAAACCAAUUUGUUACCAGGCUCAAGAAGCAGCGGAAGCUUGCAUACUCGUCGCCUAUUUGUUCCGUCUGUGCAAAGCUAUAAACUUGGCCCUCAAAAGAUUGCCAGUAAAACAAGAACCUGACAAAAAGAAACGGCAGCAACGAAUAGUGCUAUUCAGUAAGGCAAAGUUUAUUCUGCACACCGGAAUGGAGUUGUUAGGAUUAAGGCCAUUGACAGAAAUGUGA